AUGCAUUCUAUGCAUUGGGUAAUUGCGCUUCCAUUGCUAUGUUUCAUCUUCGGUGUUAUGGGACAUGCUCGAAUUAAACAUCCUCGACCACUGGCAGCUUCUGAUGAUAGUCCAGCUGGUAAUUAUUAUAAUGCUCCAUUACGACCGGAUGGAAGUGAAUUUCCAUGCAAGGGUUUACAUAAGAAAGCUGGUGUUAACAAAAAUCCCACAGAAACAUGGAGAGCAGGAGAGAUGACACGUUUCGAAAUUCUUGGUCAUGGAUCAUCUGGAGAAGGUUCUCUGGCAGCACAUAGUGGAGGCAGUUGUCAGGCUUCACUUUCUUUCGACAAUGGUGAAACAUGGAAAGUUUUACACACAUUCAUUGGUGGAUGUCCGAGAGGUGUUCGUCUUGGCUCGAAUAUUGCUGAUAAAAAUCAAACAUUUCCCUUCAUGGUACCAGCAAACACAAAAGCAGGAAUCGCAUUGUUUUCAUGGUCAUGGAUUGCUGUCACCGGUAACCGUAACGAAAUGUACCAAAACUGUGCCGUUGUUGAGAUUACUGGCUCGGGAACAAGCACAUUAUACGAUUUGCCUGAUAUGUUUGUUGGUGACAUGACACUUCCUGGUCAAAUUGGUGCUGGUCAAUGCCGCAGCUACUCUGGCCAUGCCAUUGAAUUUCCAAAUCCGGGUACAGCAAAAACUGUUACUUCAAUGCCAAGCAUUGGUUUCAAGAAACCUACUGAUGGAAAUUGUUUUGCGAAGCGUUCCAGUAAUAAUCAGACAGCUUCAUCUGCAUCAACAAAAGCUUCGGUAACAACAACAACAACGAUGCGUUCAACAGCAUCAACACGCCCAACAACAACGAUGCGUUCAACAACAUUAACGCGACCGACUACGACACGCACAACGACAACUAUGUCAACAAAAUCCACUACAACAGUUCCACUCAAUUUUACCAUACCAACAGGAAUACCUGCUGAUGGUAAACUUCCAUCUCAAUGUACAACUUACCAAUUGAUCACCGAUAGUAAUCGUCGUGCUACUGCUGCUAGUGGCGUUGCCUGUGAUAAGGAUGUUUUCAAGGCCACACCUACUUGGGUACGAUUUUCAGGCGGUGCUGGUACUCGGCUGGUAACUGGUGCAGCUGAACCAUUUCGAUGUGGUACACAAGGAGUCGGCUGGUUCAAAGGUGUAUAUCCAUCAGCAGCAGGCGCUACUAUUGAAGGAACGGUGUGUUACAGUUGGCCUGGUAAAUCAUGUCAAUGGUCCAAUACUAUAUGGGUCACUAAUUGCAAAGAAUACUAUGUUUUCGCUCUUCUUGCUCCGCCAGCCUGCCGUCUGCGCUAUUGUACUACCUAA
Molecule: messenger RNA, 1338 nt
Organism: Adineta ricciae
Lineage: Eukaryota; Metazoa; Rotifera; Eurotatoria; Adinetida; Adinetidae
Source: the annotation of a GenBank genome assembly